Messenger RNA from Solenopsis invicta (red fire ant), 3116 nucleotides. RefSeq lists its product as uncharacterized. Gene Ontology annotation, biological process: signal transduction. Bases 441 to 3017 code for a protein of 858 amino acids. The record is from RefSeq and is a predicted model, not a curated record. The transcript is spliced from 16 exons. Lineage: Eukaryota; Metazoa; Arthropoda; Insecta; Hymenoptera; Formicidae.
AGUGUGCCGCGGAAGUGCGACUUUGCGACAACGCAAAAGUUUUCCUGCGUUGUUCGGGAAAGUUUUUGGACAGAAUAAAAAUUGGUAUUGAAACGAUCGGCGCGGACGGCGAGACGGGAGAGAGCGACGAAAGGAUGUAGGAGAGACGGAAGCGAAUACGGUGAAUCGCGCGGAUGCUGUGCAAGUGUAAUGCACAGUCAAUUCCGCUUGAUAGUAACCAAUCAGACGGUACAGAUCUAUGCGCUUCUCUCCCCCGAUCUCUCUCUCCUGCGGCGUGCCAGAGAUAUCCAAUUGAAAUAGUUGCGUUCUGCCGCGCGCCGCGUCUUCGCGCUAAUAUACACGUCGGCGUGUUAUCGCUCGCACGUCCGUGUAACUACGGUGCUUAUUGACUAGCAAUAAUAAUUCGGCGGAAGUGAUCCAGAAAGUAAAGCUCCGUCAACAUGAACAGCAAGAGUGCAUUACUGGUGCAACGCUGGAUGCUCCAGCCGCGCGUGUUGCUCGCUCUCAUUUUGCUGCAAUUUAUCAUUCAGUUUUUCACGUCUGCCUAUCUGUAUAAGUACGUCACGAACGUGGAGAGUGAUCUUCGCCGGGUAAAAAGCCAGUACCCGCCGGAGACCGUGGCAAUCCCGCGGCGAAGACGCAGCAGCGCGCUGCCGACCGCCGAGGACAACGCCGUUUCGGAUUUAUCCAGUCGGAUCCGAGAUGACAAGGAGAUACAGGGUACAAAGAAGGUAACAGCCUCCCCGAUGGUAUCCGGCUCCGCGUCCUCGCCAACGGUGGCCGGAGGUCAGGAUUGGGUCUGGUUGAACGCCGACACACGAAUACAAUUCGACGCGAUCGAGAGUUUUUGCCGUUCGUCUGCGAAGUAUUGUCCACCGGGACUUCCCGGUGCACCCGGAGAUCCGGGCCCGCCAGGUGAACCGGGUUUGCCGGGUAUCCAGGGAAUCGAGGGCCCGAUAGGACCUCCGGGAGCGCCGGGUUAUCCCGGUCUCAAAGGGCCUAAGGGCGACAUCGGGCCACCGGGCUUCGACGGGAGGGAUGGGGUGCCGGGUGAGCCCGGUUUGGACGGCAUUCCUGGUAGAAGUGGUCUGGACGGCGUACCCGGGAUUAACGGUAAACCGGGUAUGGACGGAUCACCUGGAUUGCCUGGAAGAAACGGGACGGACGGAAGACCAGGGCAAAAGGGGCUUCAAGGGCCACCGGGACCUCGCGGAGACAUAGGUCCGCCCGGUCAUACAGGAGCGUCGGGAAAAGACGGCAAGCCGGGCAUACAGGCGUACAAGGUAAACUUGAACGAUCACAAGAAUAUGGAUGACAUAUUAAUACCACCAUCCAUUGUAGAUAUCAUACCGCCGUUAAACUCAAGCGGCGUAAUUUCCGUGCAAGAAGGCAGUAAAAUACGGCUGAGAUGCGUCGCAAGUGGAAAACCAGAGCCCGUUAUACAAUGGAUGAAAGACGGUUCCCCGAUAACCAUGGGCUCAUGGCAAGAAACCUCUAUUGCGGGCCAUACGCUCAGCAUCAACGUGGUAAACCGGGAGCACAUGGGCGAGUAUGUGUGCAACGCUAAUAACGGAAUACCUCCGCCACAGUCCAAGAAGUUUAAGCUUCUGGUCAAAUUUCCGCCGUUCAUUCGUAUACGCAAAGAAGCGAUAGCCGUGCAAAACCAAAAUUUUGCGGUAUUGGAAUGCGAGGUGGAAGGCUUUCCCGAGCCGACCGUACACUGGGAACGCACUGACGGCCGUCGUGUGAGAACGUUAUUCUUGACGGAUAAGUACAGAACGGAGGUUAUCGACAAGCGCGAUAAUUAUAAGCUAAAGAUGAAGCUGAAGAUCAUGAGGGUGACUUCAUCGGACCAUGGGACUUACUACUGCGUGGCAAAAAACGAGUUUGACACUGUCAAGGGAGUCUUUAAAGUAGACGACGACUUAAAGGACAACGAUAAACACAAGUCAGGAAAGGAGGAGUACGUAACAUACGGCCAUCCCAUGCCCAGGAGCGUCGAUCAGGAGCAAGAAUCGUGCAUUUCUCCACAAGAAAUCUGCACUUCGUGCGCGAAGUGCACGUACACAGACAUAAAGGGCGUGCACGCUCAGCCGUUGAGCGUUAUUAAUAAUUUGGGGCUGCCGCGGCGGUUAGCCGCGACUUUUAUAGAGGCUAUAGGAAAACCCGUGCUGAAAGGGUACAUGGACGAUCCGUACGGAAGUUGGAUGUGCGAUACAUUCAGUAACAAUUACUCCGACAAACUUUGGGUCACUCGUCACAGCAACAUGACCGUCGUCUAUGAAUACCAAUCGCAGGAGCACUUCACGAAGAACUCGAUUCCCAUCAAGCAUUUUUUAGAACGUGCUUUCCAGGGUAAUAGACACGUGAUUUACGCAAAUUCAUUUUUCUAUAAUCCCGUUAAUUCGUCGUCGGUCCUUCGAUACGAUCUUUACACGCCGUUGGAUCACCGAAGUUGCAAGGGGUUCUUCGAGUGCGAAAUGGACCUCCCGUGCUUGGAGGUCAAAGGCCAGAACUAUCUCUACGCGGGCAAUUUCACCUAUACGGAUUUCAACGUAGACGAAAACGGUCUGUGGGUCAUUUAUCCAUUAGACGCUAAUGCGCCUAAUUGCGGUAGAAAUACUAAAAAUACGGUAGUGGUGAAAAUGGAUCCCACCAAAAUGACCAUUCAGCACGCAUGGAACAUCAGUAUCGAUCACCGUCAAUUCGGAGAUAUGUUUAUCGCGGGAGGCGUGCUUUACGCUAUAAGCGUCACGGACGAUAUCAUGGAGAUAGGGUUCGCCUUCGAUCUCUACAAAAAUAAAACGCUGAAUGUAAACUUGUCGUUCACGAAUCCGUACCACAAGACUACGGCAGUCAGUUAUAAUAAUAAGUCUAAGGAGCUCUACACGUGGAACAAGGGCAACCGAUUGGCCUAUCCUGUAAAAUGGCAGAAUAUGACCGAGCCACGAAAUACGCACCCACCACGAAGAAACACGCGUAGGAGCGCCGCUAAUCGCCGCGAGAACGUUAAUUAAGCAAGUUUGACGUGUAACGAGUUUUCUCCUUUCGAGUCUUCUCGAGCGCGUAUUUAUCUUGUAACGCUUGCCAAAAAUAAACAGUUUGAACAAGAUUAA